Messenger RNA from Rhipicephalus microplus (southern cattle tick), 2475 nucleotides. RefSeq lists its product as uncharacterized. NCBI's taxonomy places the organism in Eukaryota, Metazoa, Arthropoda, Arachnida, Ixodida, Ixodidae. The record is from RefSeq and is a predicted model, not a curated record.
GAUUGUGUGAGAUCAUGGAGAAUGUGCGAGUCCGAGCGAACUAUGAGCGAACUGUCGUGAUUGUGCGCGUGAACACAACGUGUGGCUUCAUUACUUAGAAGGUUUUCGGUGAGUUUGCAGUGCGAUAUUUGCGUGGAUCCGCACUGAGGGAGUAUGCCUCGUAGAAAGGAAUACCUAAACCCAGGCAGCGCCUCCGCCAUCCCGUAUUCAACGAAAACAUAUCUCGAAAGAUCAGCCUCGAGCGUGCAACAAUCACGUCGUGGACUGCAGCAGGACACAAAUGUCGCUGGCGGGUCGACUGCUCCGACAGCACUUCGCGUACUGACGCAACCUCCGCAGACUGAUGUUGAAGGCGACUGUGACUCUGAAUCGGCACAUGAAGCGGCCCCAAGUGACGAGCCGCAGCCUUCCGUUGGCGCAGAAAUGACAGACGAGCCACAGGGAGAUUUAGGGAGCUUCUCUAGUGACGAUUUGCUGGCACUGACUGUCAAUUUUGUCCUCGAAUUUGGCAUCCCUUGGAAGGGAGUCGAAGCACUCCAAAAGUUGAUAAUGCACAUACUUGAACGACAUGAUAUACCAGUUACUAAAUAUCUUUUCAAGAAGAGUGUCGGGGCAGAAAUAAAAGCCGCCCGGUUACACUUCUACUGUGAAAACUGUAUGACGCUCCUUGCCGUAACAAGUGGCGACCUUGCAGCGCGGAAUGCAGUGCGGGUAACGUGCACCGUAUGCGGGCAACGUAACAGUGGGCCGCAGAUGCUACGCGAUGGCCACUUUUUCAUAACCCUGCCCAUCGCAAAGUUGCUGUCUUCGUUACUUGCCGAGAAUGAUGCGAGCACUGCACUCCACGAAAGACUGAAUUCAAUAAACGAGAGUAUGUCUGUCGACAAAGAUGAAAUGACAGACAUAAUAGAUGGCACCUUAUACAGGGCACUUAGGCGCGAAUUGACAUCAAAAAAUGAUAUCACUCUCACUGUUAACAGUGAUGGAAGCGCCGUGUUCAAGUCAUCGAAGUUUUCUGUGUGGCCCGUUCAAGUGAUGGUGAAUGAACUCCCAGUGUACAUGAGGCAGAAAAAUGUGCUUGUGUCUGCUCUGUGGUAUGGCCAGAAACAUCCCGACAUGACUCUCCUACUGAACGCAUUUGUUGAACAAAUGGACGGUUUGUCGACCAGUGGGAUCACAUGGAAGGCAGGCAACGAAACUGUGCAUUCCAAGGUGUACUGCUUCAGCUGCAGCGCUGAUGCACCAGCACGGGCAGCCAUGCAGCACCUAACCCAGUUUAAUGGGUAUUAUGGCUGUGGAUGGUGCUUGCAUCCAGGGGCAGCUGUGAAUGGAACUGUCAAGUAUCCUGUGGACACUGUUUCACCUGACAGGACAGCAGAAGGCACAAAGGAAAUCAUGGCCAAGGCUGCUGAAGCUGGAAGACCAGUACAGGGAGCAAAAGGCAUCACGCCUUUGAUUAAUCUUCAGCACUUUAAUAUAAUCUGGGGCUUUACUCCAGAUUAUAUGCAUUGUGUGCUUCUAGGUGUGGCACGGCAGAUGACGGAGGACUGGCUCUCUAAUGUAGGCGAGGAAUAUUACAUUGGGGCACCACAAACUGUGGCAGUAUUAGAUCAACGUUUGUGCUCUAUAAAGCCGCAUAGCUGUAUGCCACGACUUCCCCGCUCAGUUUCUCUGAGAAAGUAUUGGAAAGCCUCGGAGUGGCAGCAAUGGCUACUGUAUUUUUCAUUGCCUUGUCUGGAAGGCCUACUUCCACGGCAGUAUCUUAAACAUUUUGCAUUGCUUGUGAAAGGUAUUGCCCUUCUUCUGCAGGACACAGUGUCCCUCAGUGACAUUUCUGUAAGCACAGACUGCUUGGUAAAGUUUGUUGUCGACAUGCAGUUUCUCUAUGGAGAAAAAAACAUGACUUUCAAUGUACAUCAAUUGUUGCACAUGGCUCAGAGUGUUCUGAACCAAGGACCUCUUUGGGCACAUUCAUGUUUUGCUUUUGAGUCUAACAUUGGCCAAAUUAAGCAGCUGGUCACAUCAGCAAAAGGUGCCCCACUGCAGAUUGUAGAGCGCUUAAUGAUGGCCAGCAACUUCAGGUAUCUAAAGGCUUCAGCUAGCCCUUGCACUCUGAAGUUUUUGACAAAAGCUGGCCCAUCAAAUAGUAAGGUGGUUUACUGCUCAGCAAACCCCGAGCUGUGUCUGACCAGCUGCUUCACCUUGUGCAGGACCAUGUUGGCAACAUCGUUAGGGGCCGUGUCAUGGAACAUGACCGAGUGAUUGUAUCACCGGGUGUUCGGUUUCACAGUGAGCAGUACUCAAGGCCGAACAAAAGUGACAGCACUGUAUUGCAAAUAUAUUUGGGAACGUGCUUGAAGUUGAAGCACAUUGUUUCUAUUAGGGAUUCGUCAGGAAAUGUAAGGAUUUUUGCACUGUCAAACAAAUUCUUGUCACGUCGUGCAUUUGGCACUGAGCACAUAAUGAAAUCAGAGG